AUGGUUGGUCACCCAAUGUAUGGCCAAUGCGAUGAUCGUGACCAAAGCCCCGCCAACUCCGACGAGUUCAGCGACUGUGGUUAUGAGGGCGGCGCACAAAGUAUGCUCACCCCAAUGCAUCUCCGCAAAGCGAAGCUCAUGUUUUUCUUCACUCGCUACCCAAACUCGGCGCUUCUCAAGACGUUUUUCCCGGAUAUUCGUUUCAACAAGAACAAUACAGCGCAGCUUGUGAAGUGGUUCUCGAACUUCAGGGAGUUCUUCUACAUUCAAAUGGAGAAGUUCGCUCGGCAGGCCCUAGCUGAAGGUGUACGAUGCCGUGAUGAGAUUACGGUCAGCCGCGACAGCGAGAUCUUCAAACAGCUCAACACCCACUACAAUCGCAAUAAUCAUAUUGAGCCACCAGAGCGACUCGUUUUUGUCGUCCAAGAAACCCUACGAGAAUUCUUUUCGGCAAUUCAGCUUGGAAAGGAUGCGGAGCCGUCAUGGAAAAAGACAAUUUAUAAGAUCAUCCAACCCCUCGACGACCAAAUCCCAGAGCGCUUCAAAGAUCCCAGCUUUUUAGAGCGUCUUGAG
This is a messenger RNA of Mesorhabditis spiculigera, 573 nucleotides long. Lineage: Eukaryota; Metazoa; Nematoda; Chromadorea; Rhabditida; Rhabditidae. The record is from the annotation of a GenBank genome assembly.